This is a messenger RNA of Oryzias melastigma (Indian medaka), 3163 nucleotides long. It is a transcript of the gene rela, whose product is annotated as v-rel avian reticuloendotheliosis viral oncogene homolog A. Gene Ontology annotation, biological process: response to cytokine; regulation of transcription by RNA polymerase II; non-canonical NF-kappaB signal transduction. Gene Ontology annotation, cellular component: cytoplasm. NCBI's taxonomy places the organism in Eukaryota, Metazoa, Chordata, Actinopteri, Beloniformes, Adrianichthyidae. The record is from RefSeq and is a predicted model, not a curated record. The transcript is spliced from 11 exons. Gene Ontology annotation, molecular function: DNA-binding transcription factor activity, RNA polymerase II-specific; RNA polymerase II cis-regulatory region sequence-specific DNA binding. The coding region runs from base 211 to 2076 and encodes 621 amino acids.
CUGCGCGUCUCGCUCUCCGGCGCUUCACAGUCAGCGGCGGGCCGCAGAUGUAGGUGGAGCCGGCGCAGCGAAGGAGGCGGCGGAGCGGCUCUGUCAAGAAGUCAUCGGAGUUCCAACAUCGACGGUCCCGCUGCGUAUUUUUUUAACGAGAAAAGCCACGAGUUCGCCCGCGGAGGAGCGGCUGAGGAGAGGCGCGACCCGGACGCAGCCAUGGACGGUGUGUUCAGAUGGGAUCGUCACCCUAUCAACCCAGUCAUGCCAACAAACCCCUACAUAGAGAUCAUCGAGCAGCCGAAGCAAAGGGGGAUGAGGUUUCGGUACAAGUGUGAGGGGCGGUCAGCUGGAAGCAUUCCUGGAGAGAAAAGCAACGACACCACCAAGACGUAUCCAGCCAUCAAGGUGCAUAAUUACAACGGCCCCCUGAGAGUCCGCAUCUCCCUGGUGACCAAAAACACACCACACAAGCCUCACCCCCAUGAGCUGGUUGGAAAGGACUGCAAACAUGGCUACUACGAGGCAGACCUGCAGGAGAGGAGAAUACACAGUUUUCAGAAUCUAGGGAUACAGUGUGUGAAGAAGAAAGACGUCAAUGACGCCAUCACCUGCAGACUGCAAACCAGCAACAACCCCUUUAACAUUCCUGAGUCCAAGGUGUGGGAGGAGGAGUUUGACCUGAAUUCGGUGCGGCUUUGCUUCCAGGCCAAGAUCACGCUGCCCACAGGGGAGUUGUAUCCUCUGGAGCCCGUCGUGUCACAGCCCAUCUAUGACAACAGGGCGCCAAACACAGCCGAGUUAAAGAUCUGCAGAAUCAACCGGAACUCUGGAAGCUGCAAAGGAGGGGAUGAAAUCUUUCUGCUGUGUGACAAAGUCCAAAAAGAGGACAUCGAGGUGCGUUUCUUCCAGGACUCCUGGGAAGGGAAGGGCACCUUCUCCCAGGCAGACGUGCACAGACAGGUGGCGAUCGUCUUCCGCACGCCGCCCUACCGUGACACCAACCUCGCCGAGCCGGUUAGGGUGAAGAUGCAGCUUCGGCGGCCGUCUGACCGUGAAGUGAGCGAGCCCGUGGACUUCCAGUACCUGCCAGCUGACCCAGAUGAAUACCGACUGAAUGAGAAGAGAAAGCGGACUGGAGAUGUGUUCCAGAACUUGAAGCUGGGCUCCAUGCUGUCCAGUGUUUCCAUCCCAGCUGACCGGCGGCCGAUUAGCUUUGCAAGGAGAACAGUCCCACCUAAACUUUCCUCUGUGAACGUGUCAGCGGUGACUGAGACGCCCCCUGGUGCCAGCGCAGCGAAACCGCAGCCAUCUUACCUCUUCGGUCAGCCGAGCCAGGUCUCUGUGCAGCCCAAGGUGGAGGUCCCCUCCUUAUCUUUAAACCAACCCUGGAGAUUUAUGGAGCCUCAGAAGAAAGAUUUGCAGCUAAACAACCCCGGGACCGGCUUUUCGGCGAGUUCCUCGUCAGCCACUCCCCCCUCCUCCACCACUAUCGCCGCGGCCACGGCGAGCAACCAGUACUCCACAGUCAACAUCAGAGACCUUCAAGACUUCUUCCCCAACAUUUUGACACACAUGAAUCAGGAGGCAGAAGCUACUCAAGCUAGUAGUGCCCCCCCUCAGGCUAGCAGCUCCUUCCCCAUCCACGAAUCGCCGUUCGCUGAAAACCAGCAGGAGGACCUCCCAGAGUUCCCUAGCUUCCCCGACAGCCAGCUCCCCAUCACCCUGGACAGCCUGAACAUGGAUGACUUCGAGGACCUUUUGAACGUAAGCGACUGUGCCGCUGCAGGCAUGGGAAGCUCCAGGCAGCAGCCCCAUGCUGCCGCGCCCCCCCAGAAUCACACGGCGGGCCAGAACCCCUCUGACCCUGCAGGUAACCCAGGAAGCACCUGGAUGAACUACCCCAACAGCAUCGUCAACCUGCUGCAGAACGAGGGCAUGAUCGACGCCGCCCCCCUCAACAACCACCACGGCGGCUACGCCGAACCCGACGACUACCAGCUGCUGUCCGCCGACGACGACCGCCUCAUCUCCAUCUACGAGAACGAGAAUCAAGCCGAGUUUGUGGCGGGACACCACACCUAAAAGGACGCCCGUUUCCCAUCAGACUCAUCCUUUACUUCAGCCUUCAGGACUGAAAAGAUGCUGAAGGGAGAAAACCCUGACUGUGGACAAAAACGUCUCCACCACAGAGCGAGAUCAUAUCUAAUCAUUUAGCAUCUGCAGAAGACGACCUGCACGCGCUCAUCUGAAGACUUGGGCAUGUUUUUGUACUGUAUCUGAACAAGUUUUACAGCCGUAUUUACAGGAAGUUUGGUUUUUAACCAAAAAUGAACCGCCUGGUAUAUUAACAUGUAGUUAUACCCUUUUUUGAAUCAAGUAUCUACGGAGCAAUAUUAUUUGAAACCCAAAUAAAACAAAAUGAAAAAAAUAUUGGUGUUUGGCCAAAAAAAAAAAAUGUCUGUAACUUUUUGCUAUUCUAAAAUAAACUUAAUUAUUUUCAGCUUUAAAUGUUCCACUUUUUUAGGUUUCAGGUUAAAAUUUGAUUUUCUGAGCGUAGUUAUCCCGGUUCUAGGAGUCACCCUCAUCGAUUUGAUUGGUCAACGCUCCACAAUGGGGCUAAAAAAUUUUUGAACCUGAAAUUUUUUGAUUCGAAAACAAAAGUAAAAAUGAGUUGAAAGUGAAAAAAAGAUUUAAAACUGAAAAAAAAGUUUUUACAUAAAAAUGUUGAAACCUAAAACAUUCGAAGCGGGAAAUAAUUACGUUCAUUUUAGAAUAGCAAAGAGCUUAAGACAUUUUACAGUUUUUUGGCCAAACACCAACAUUUUUAUUAAUUUUAGUUUUAAAUAAUAUUGGCCCCAAUUUAGCUCCAUAAGUGUCCCUUUGGCCGCUGGUUUUGAAGGUGGACAGUCUCUGUCUGAAUGUGUAAAGAACCACAUGAAGGUCUACAUGUAAAUAUUUAAAGGUUAAGCCUGUGCGUAUAGACCAGGCCGUCUACCUGCUUCUGCUCUCCUGGUGUUUCUAUGGUUACUUUUCAAAGCAGCAAGAACUGACUCUUAACUUUUAUUCGUUUUAUGUUUUUUUUGGUCAGCAGAGCCCCCCCCCCUACUGUUUGUAAUAAUGUAUGUUCAAAUCCCAAACCCUUUUCUCAAUAAAAUCCACAGAAUGUAAA